Messenger RNA from Diuraphis noxia (Russian wheat aphid), 2279 nucleotides. Its product is annotated as phosphatidylinositol-glycan biosynthesis class W protein-like. Gene Ontology annotation, molecular function: glucosaminyl-phosphatidylinositol O-acyltransferase activity. Lineage: Eukaryota; Metazoa; Arthropoda; Insecta; Hemiptera; Aphididae. Gene Ontology annotation, cellular component: membrane; endoplasmic reticulum. The record is from RefSeq and is a predicted model, not a curated record. Gene Ontology annotation, biological process: protein localization to plasma membrane; GPI anchor biosynthetic process.
AUAAGCUAAGCACUUGUCUUGUAAAGUUGUAACUUGAAGUCACUCAUUUUACUAUUCUUUAAUCUUUGUUCAUUACUUAUAUAUUAACCAGUGGCCAGUGCCUAGUACUCAAUUAAUUAGUCAGUAGUCAAUACUCAAUACUAGUCAGUUGGUGAAUAAUCACUAAAUCAUAAAUCAUCAGUAUAGUAUUCAUUGCUUUUUUCGUUUUUCUAUAUUUUUUUAUACCAAUAUGGUAUUUUAGAUUUAUACUAUAUUACCAUAUUGAGUAUGAUUAACUAACCAGUUUCUCAUUGAUUAGUACAAAUUGUUAAUACAUAUUACACAUAUCUUGUUGGUGUUUACUAAUGUAGGUUACGAGAAUAUUUUGAAUUUAGUCGUUUGACAUGCUUCAGUCUCUCAAUAAGAUCACUGAAUAAAAAUACAACAUUUGGUGAUACGUAUGCAUGUCCACAUUCACACAAUGGAUACCAAGUAUAAAGAACUGCAUAGAGAAGCCAUAUCCAACCAAACAGGUUCAUCAUUACUUGAAACUUACACAUCUCUGUUUCCAUUGCCAAUUCACAUAAUCAUAUUUAUUUGGAUGUCAACUGGUACAAACCACAGCAAAAAAAUCAACUCCCCGACAGUUUGGAUGUUUCUUUUUGAAUUUAUUACAAUGGUUCUACCAACAGUGUUUAAUUUGACGUUGUUUUCAGAUUAUUCAGUUGGACAAUUCUUAGUUUACAUUUCAAUCUUUAGUAUUGCAUUUAUCUGGAUGUUAUUAAACAACAAUUAUAUAUCAUCGAGUACUAUUAAAACAAAAAAAAAUCCUUACAUGACUGUCUAUAGAUUUAUGCUUAAUACAUAUACGGUAUUUUGUAUAUUAGCAGUAGAUUUCAAUGUGUUUCCACGGAGGUUUGCUAAAACUGAAACGUAUGGUCACAGUAUAAUGGAUAUAGGUGUAGGGUGUUAUGUUUGUUCUAAUGCAUUAUUGUUUAGUAUUCCUAACACACAAAAUAUGAGUAAAAUUGUACUCAAAGUUUUCAAACAAGUCUUACCAUUACUUGUGUUGGGAAUUGGCCGUACAUAUUUUGUAACAAAAGCAGAAUAUCAUCACUAUGUAUUUGAGUAUGGUGUACAUUGGAAUUUUUUCAUGACCUUAGCAUUCUUAAAAAUAAUUAAUCUUUUUAUGUUACCAUUUGUUAGUACUUGUUGUCUAUCUGGCAUUGCAACAAUUCUGGUAUUUAUUUAUGAGUUUGCUUUAAAUUUUGGUCUUGCAGAUUGGAUUAUGAGUGAUGCUCCUAGAGACACAAUGUUCUCAGCAAACCGUGAAGGCAUUUUCUCAUUAAUAGGCUAUGAAGCAAUAUUUUUAUAUUCCUUGUCGAUGAAAUCGCGGUUUUCUAUUUUUAUGAACAAAAAUCAUUUGAUAAACAGUAUGUUCCUCCUAAUAGUAACAGCUUCUUUAUCCAUUGCAUUAUUUUUAUUGACAUUUGUCAUUAGUUUUGUUUUUGGUGUUUCUAGAAGAUUAGCUAAUGCCGGUUAUGUUUACUGGAUAUUAUCUAUAUCUUCAUAUCUAUUAUUCAUGUCACUUAUAAUUGAAAACUUCAUAACCAUUCUUUUACAUAAGAUGGGACAAUUGGGUGAAUUCAAUAGAGUUUCACUGAUUAUAGAUAGUAUAAAUGAUAAUUUAUUAUUAUUCUUUUUAUUUGCCAAUGUUACAACUGGAGUUAUAAAUAUGUGUUUGUAUACUUUAGUAAUGAAUGCUGUCUAUAGUUUAACUAUUCUGUCUCUUUAUAUGUUUGUUAUUUACUUUACAAUUUAUAUUUUACAGAACUAUAAAAAAAAAAUUGUUUAAUUGUUUAAUGUUUAUAUCAUGGAAAAUUAUGUACAAGUUAUCUGAAUAAAUUAAAAAUAAAAAUGUUUAAAAAAUAAAUAUCAUUUUUUUACAGUCAUACUACUGAUACAAUCAUCAGAUCAAAGUAAGGAUUUAUAAAAUAUUCCCAUAAACAAUAUAUUUUCAAACUUCAAAGAACAAAUCAAAUGAUGCAAUGGUUAAUACAAAAUAAGAUAAAAGAUUAAAAAUAUAAAAAUUAUACACUAAUGAUAAAUUAUUUACAACUUGUGGAUACAUUGGUGUUAAGACAUAACAAUGAUUUUUCACCAAAAUGUUGAUAAAGAUUAAGGACUUAAUAUAGGUUUAACAGACAUAAAUGGUAGAGGUAUUCAUGAUAAAAAUGUUUACAUUGAAAUUUGAAUAAAAUAUUGGUGAAAAUUGAUACAUUAAUUAUUAGUAAUCUAAA